This is a messenger RNA of Alligator sinensis (Chinese alligator), 1280 nucleotides long. RefSeq names its product GPALPP motifs containing 1 (gene GPALPP1). The record is from RefSeq and is a predicted model, not a curated record. The transcript is spliced from 9 exons. NCBI's taxonomy places the organism in Eukaryota, Metazoa, Chordata, Crocodylia, Alligatoridae. Bases 65 to 1159 code for a protein of 364 amino acids.
ACGCCGGAAGCGCGGCGGAGUCUCGUUGCGUUGCGCUGCGCCGCGCCGCGCCGGCGCUCCUGUUAUGGCCCGGGAGCUGAUCGGGCCGGCGCUGCCCCCGGGCUUCCAGCGCUGCCCCGAGGCGGACCCCGACGAGGACUUCACGCAGGUUGCAGGACCUGCAUUGCCUCCAGGCUACAAAAGCAGCUGCAGCUCAGAAACGUCUAACAGUGAUGAAGACCCAGAGUUUCUUCCUUUGCUCAGAGAGAUGGAUAGAGAUUCUGAAGAGCCAGACACAGAUCCAGCACCCAAAAAACCAAAGAGAGUGCAGAAAGAUGACAGUGAUGGCUUUUUUGGACCUGUUCUUCCUCCUGGAUUUAAAAAAGAGGAUGAUUCUCCAGAGAGGCCUGUUAUAGGUCCUGCAUUGCCACCUGGGUUUAGGAAACCUUCACAAGACUCUGAGGAGAACAGCUGUCCCGUAGGACCUUCUGUUCCUCCACAAUUCAGUUCCCAGGGAUCCAAACUACACAGCAGCAUGUGCACUACUAAGGAAGGUGCCCUGGCAGCAGAUAGUAGUGAAGAGGAUGAUGAUCUCAUAGGUCCGAUGCCUGCCAAAGGACCAGUGGAAUCUGAUGUCACUAGAGAGUUUGAAUACAGAGCUCAAAGGAUGAAAGAAAAGCUUACUUGUACAGACGAUGAUGGGUCCAAGCGAGUUACAAGGGAAUCUUGGAUGACAGAGCUUCCACCAGAAUUGAAAAAAUUUGGAUUGGGUCCAAGAACUUUCAAGAGAAGAGCUGAUGACAAAUCAGGAGAUAGAUCAAUUUGGACAGAUACUCCAGCUGACAGAGAGAGGAAAGCCAAAGAAAUGCAUGAGGCAAAGAAGUCAACCAGUAAGGGUGAUGAAGAAAUUGUAUUUUCGAGGAGGGACAAGAGACUGGCUGAGCAAGUAUCUUCAUAUAAUGACUCAAAGAGACCAGAAUCUCUCAUGGAUAUGCAUCACAAAAAAUUAAAGAGCAAAGCCACAGAAGAUAAGAACAAGCCUCAGGAGAGAAGGCCAUUUGAUCGAGAUCAGGACCUCCAAGUCAAUCGAUUUGAUGAAGCUCAGAAGAAGGCUCUUAUCAAGAAAUCCAGAGAGCUAAACACCAAAUUUGAACAUAGCAAAAGCAAUAUGUUUCUAUAAUGCAAAAGACAUGAAGUUGAGGUGAAGUAUAUUAAACAUUAAGUAUUUCUUCAGUAUUUUAAGUACCUUUUCUGUAAAUAUCUUUUUCUAUUUGUAUGCAAAAUAAAUAUCUUAAUGAUUA